AUGAAACAUCUUCAUUAUGUUCAUCAAACGCCCUAUUCUUUUGUAUUAGCCGAUGGAAUGGCGCCGUUCUAUGUACUGGGAUUAGUCGAAUUAUCAAUUCAAUUUGCUGAUUCAAUAACAACAAUUCAAGCUCAUAUUGCCCGAAAUUUAUGUGCAGAUAUGAUUCUUGAUGAAUGGAAUAAAACUCAUCCACAUACCAAUGAAUGCUUAAAUUAUAAUCAUUCAACACAAGACAAUGAUGAUUCUGAUGAUCUCCUUAUCUGUCUUGUUAAUACUGACGAUCUUCUUGAUGAUUCUAUUUCAACUAAUCGUACCGAUAAUAUUAAUACUUGUAUUUGUCCGGAUUCACAUCGACCAUAUAAAGCUAAAAAUGAACUAUGGUCUUUACAAAAAGCUAUUAAACUAACAUUGGAUCAAGCAUUAGAUAAAGCUAUGACUUUAAAUUUAUGGUCAUGCGGACUUGAUCAACAUCUACACACGUGGAAUACCGAUUGGGAUAAAUCUACUCGAGAAUCGUUAAUCUCUUACGCCAUUAACGAUCUCUUUGCACCAACACAAUUAUAUUUUCAUCUCAAUCCAACAAUUCUUACCACUCAAACAUCUAAUACUUCAUCUCAUCUUCAUUCAAUCAUGCAUCAUCCAGUCAUUACUACACCAUUAUUUCUCAUCUUAUCGGAUAGUCAUGGUAAACAUCUUCAAUCUACGAUUAUCACGUCAAAUUAUCGUAUUAUUACUCGAUCUAUUUCUGGUCUUCAAUGGAUAAAUAAAUAUGAUCCUAAUUUAUGUACUCGUUCACUCAUCUUAUCUUCAUCUAUAACUUCCAUCUUAUCGGAUGCUACUGGUGUGUUAUGUAUUAUUGGCACCAAUUCCGUUCGUACAACACAUACCUCCGAUAUUAUUCCACAGAUUGAAGAUAUUGUUAAUCUUAUUCGUGUUCAUAAUCCUCAUCUGACCCACAAACAUGGUAUUACCAUUGUCGAAACAUUUCCAUGUUUUAAAGUGUCAAACACUUUUCCAUCAAUUACAUCGUUAUCAAAUAACAUCGCUAUUUAUAACAAAGAAUUACAACUAUUAUCUGAACGUAUGAAAUUUUCGUGUAUUAAUUUUCAUAUUACGUAUGACCAUUUACAUCACGAUCAAAUGCAUUUACACCACCAACAUCAAGAUUUUCUUCAUGAUACGAUCAUGAAUUAUUUCCAUAUGUUAAUCGAAAAGAAAUUAAUAAUCAGUCAAAAUCAACGUCGAUCUCGUCCAGCUCUUACGAGAAGGAACAAGAAAAGACACGAAAAAUUACGAACAAAACAACAACAUCAUACACUUAUUCGAUCGAUCAGUCCUUUAUGGAAAUUACAUGAUAUUAAGCAAUAUUUAUCAUACUAUAACAUACAAUAUGCUCGACUACCUGAAAUUUAUAAACAUCGACUCCGUAUUCAG
Messenger RNA from Rotaria sordida, 1434 nucleotides. The record is from the annotation of a GenBank genome assembly. NCBI's taxonomy places the organism in Eukaryota, Metazoa, Rotifera, Eurotatoria, Philodinida, Philodinidae.